Micromonas commoda is the source of this 624-nucleotide messenger RNA. RefSeq lists its product with no specific name. Gene Ontology annotation, cellular component: cytoplasm. Gene Ontology annotation, molecular function: isopentenyl-diphosphate delta-isomerase activity. The coding region runs from base 1 to 624 and encodes 207 amino acids. Gene Ontology annotation, biological process: isopentenyl diphosphate biosynthetic process. The transcript has a single exon. The record is from RefSeq and is a predicted model, not a curated record. NCBI's taxonomy places the organism in Eukaryota, Viridiplantae, Chlorophyta, Mamiellophyceae, Mamiellales, Mamiellaceae.
AUGACCUCGCGCAACCCGAACGCCCUGGCCGAGGCGCAGUCAUCGUCGGAGAUGUUCGACGUGAUGUGCCCUCCGACGGCGGGCUUCGACGUGUACAAGGAUCGCCCCGUGCCCACGGGCGAGUCCAAAACCAGGGGUGUCGUGCACCAGCGAAAGAUCUGGCACAGGAGCGUGCACGUGUGGCUCGUCGAUCCCAAACGAUCGUUGGUCGCCCUGCAGAAGCGCUCGCCGAACAAGGACACGUUCCCAAAUCGGUGGGACAUCAGCGCGGCGGGACACAUCGGAAGCGGGGACGAGUCACGGCCGACCGCGGUGCGCGAACUCGCCGAGGAGCUCGGGGUGAUUUGCGUCGAAGAAGAUUUGGAUUUUUUGGGCACGGUGCCGGCGGAGCAGGCGGACCUCGGGGGAUGCAACUGCUUCGAGGACAUGUACGUGCUGCGGUGCGACUCGGAGUCCAUCGCGUUCGCGGUGGGCGAGGCGGAGGUGAGCGCGGUCGCCUGGAUGCCGGUGAAAGAGUUGGAGGAAAAACUCGCGGCGAGCGAUCCGUCGGUGGUGCCGAGGACGCCGACGUACCGAGACGCGUUCUUCCGACACCUGCGAGACGAACACGGCUGCGCGUGGUGA